ACCUGUCAAAUGUCAAUAAGUCACUGACUACAUGCUACUAACUGCAGGUAUGAGCUACACUAUCAAAUGAUUACAUUUGGAAAGGUUUUCUGCACAAAAAGUAAACCAAAUUGUAAUGCAUGUCCAAUGAGAGCAGAAUGCAGACAUUUUGCAAGUGCUUUUGCAAGUGCAAGGCUUGCUCUUCCAGGUCCAGAAGUGAAAGGUAUGGUUAGUUCAAGUCAACCUGUAUCUGCCAAUGUAAAUCCAGCUGCUACAUUCAAGCCAAAGCCUCUUCUACCAGGAAGGUCGGGAGGGACAAGUAUUGUAGAUUCUACAGUUGCAAUUGAAACUGGCACGGUCCCUGUAUUCUUGAACUGGCCAAUGCCACAACUUCCCCACAUAACUAGCUUAAACAGAGAAGCAGCUGAAGCCAGUACUAGCAACUGUGAACCUAUUAUCGAGGAGCCAGCAACACCUGAGCCAGAAGUAUCAGCAAGUGAUAUUGAGGAUGCUUACUAUGAUGAUCCUGAUUAUAUUCCUACAAUUGAGCUCAACAUGAAAGAAUUUACAGCAAACCUGCAGACUGUGUUGCAAGAGCAAAAUAUGGGAAUGCAAGAAGGAGAUCUAUCCAAAGCUUUAGUUGCAUUGAAUCCGGAUGCUGCUUCUAUCCCAACAACCAAGCUUAAAAACAUUAGUCACCUGCGAACGGAACAUCAAGUGUAUGAGCUUCCAGACUCACAUCCACUGCUCAAGGGGAUGGAUAGGCGUGAACCUGAUGAUCCAAGUCCAUACCUUCUUGCUAUAUGGACACCAGGUGAGACAGCCAAUUCAAUUCAGCUGCCUGAAACAAAGUGUAAUACCCAGGCAUCAGGUAAACUGUGCGAGGAGACUACAUGUUACUCAUGCAGCAGUGCACGGGAAACCAAUUCACAGACAGUUAGGGGCACCCUUCUGAUACCAUGCCGAACAGCAACAAGAGGGAGCUUCCCACUUAAUGGCACAUAUUUCCAAGUGAACGAGGUAUUUGCUGAUCAUGAAUCCAGUCUUAAUCCAAUUGAUGUUCCAAGACAAAUGAUAUGGUAUCUACCCAGAAGGACAGUCUACUUUGGGACAUCUGUGUCCACAAUUUUUAAAGGCUUGUCGACAGAACAAAUUCAGCAUUGUUUCUGGAGAGGAUUUGUAUGUGUAAGGGGAUUUGAUCAAAAAACAAGAGCACCACGGCCUCUCAUGGCCAGGCUACACUUCCCAGCAAGCAGGUUGGCCAAGAACAAAAAUGAAACGCAAAAGAAGGGCAGUUCAGAUGCAGGGGUGACUGCUAAAUAGAAAACUAACCAAGGCCAGAUAUGACAGAUUUUUCCUAGGGUAGAAGUUUGUUGACUAACAAAUUGUUGUACAAUCAAAUAUUUCUCAUCUCAAGAGGAAAUGUGAUUUUAAAAUGUAAGCCUAGAAGCAGGAAACAUAGGUAUUUCUUGGAAAGGUCCCUUCAACAAAAGGGCAUGAUGUAUAAUGAGAAAUUUGUAUCAUUUGAUUCAUGCUCACAAAAUGAGCAAUUUUUCAUGGAUGUAAGAUAACAAGAGGAGGGGUAUACUAGUUAGUAUAGGAAUCAACAGCACUUGCCUGU
Cuscuta campestris is the source of this 1600-nucleotide messenger RNA. Lineage: Eukaryota; Viridiplantae; Streptophyta; Magnoliopsida; Solanales; Convolvulaceae. The record is from the annotation of a GenBank genome assembly.